Paramecium tetraurelia is the source of this 1551-nucleotide messenger RNA. RefSeq lists its product as uncharacterized. The record is from RefSeq and is a predicted model, not a curated record. Gene Ontology annotation, molecular function: oxidoreductase activity. NCBI's taxonomy places the organism in Eukaryota, Ciliophora, Oligohymenophorea, Peniculida, Parameciidae. The transcript is spliced from 2 exons. Gene Ontology annotation, cellular component: cytoplasm.
AUGAUUAAAAAAAUAUUAUGCAAUAAGCAAUUGUAUUAAUUUUGUGUUGAAAUCAAAUAACCCAAAUCCAAAAAGGGACGAAAUAUUUUGUUAUUCCUGCUUGGUUUAGGAUUUGUAGAUCAAAUGACUAAAUAUAGAGACUAUAUGUCGAAUAUAUUUUUAGGUGAAUAAGAAUUGGUUGAUCUCCAAAAAAAAAAACAAAUAGAAGUGGACAAGAAAAUAUUAAAAUAUCAUGAAGUUAAUGCAAAAAGAAACUAAGUUAAGUAAACAGUUGUAAUUAUUGGUGGAGGCAUCAUAGGAUUGAGUCAAGCAUUAAAAUUAUUAUAAAAUGGUUAUCAUGUGACAUUAAUAGAAAAGGAAUAAUUUGUCUCAACCAAAUGCAGUGCUUUUAAUGGAAAUAUUUACAAUCCAUACUUAUUCAAUCCGCUAAUAUCCAAAUAUUCAAUAAAAACUAUGUUUGAUAAUUAUCUCAAUCCCACUGAUACAGCAACUCAAAGAUUCAGUUUUAACUGUCUUCUAGAACCAGGAGCCUUCGUAUGGUUAUUUAAUGCAUUAAGGCUGAGUACAUCUGAUCAAUAAUUUGAUAAAUCAAUUCAAGAAAUGACUAAGUUGGGGGAGAUUUAGGAAUAGGAAUUUGAAAAAAUCAAAAAAUUGGGUUUGCUUGAUAAUCAAUUAACUGCUAAAGGUGAAUUGAGUUUCUAUAAAUCUGCAGAAUACGGAAAACGAAUUAGUCAAUCAUUUAAAUAAGCAGGAAUUGCAUUUGCAGAGGUGGAUAAAACUGAAUAUAAUGAGCAUGAACUUGAUAAGCAAUUAUUUAAUAAUUACCCUUAUGUUAUUAGAUUAGAUAAAGAAAAUAAUUUAGAUACGAAAUAAUUAUCAAUAAACACUUUGAAGUAUUGUUAAAAACAUUACCCUCAAGAAUUUACUAUUCUUUAUGGAACAGAGUUUAAUGAAUUCAUUAUAAAUUAUAAUAGAUAGGUUUUUGGAAUAAAUACUAAUAAAGGUAUCAUAUGUGGAAACAAAUUUAUAAUUUGUGCUGGAUUGCAUAGUAAAUAAAUAGCCAAAAAGUUGGGUGCAACUUUGCCUAUCAUGCCUUGUAGAGGAUGGGUUAUUGAAUCUGAAUUGCCUGAAUUUGCCAAGGGAUCUGUCUUAGAUUAAAUGGUACUUAAAUUGCCCACUCUAUCCAUCACGAAUCUUAAUAAUAAGUUAAGAAUUUCAGGUUGUCAACUCAUAGACAAAGAAUAUAAAUCAGAUGAUCCUAUUAAUGAAUGGGGAGCUUAGAUUCUGAUUAAGUAGAUGAAAGAGCAGUUUAAUGUAGAUUUGGAUCCAAAAUCCAUUUCAGUUAGGGAUUGCUGCAGACCCUUGACUCCAGAUGACAAAAUUAUACUGAGUAAAUUGUAGCUAAACAAAAACGUGUUUGUGAAUGCAGGACAUGGUUCUAGAGGAAUGAGUCAAUGUCAUGGUUGUGCAGAGAUUAUCUACUAAUUAAUGAAGGGAAAAUAAAAAGCAGAGUAUGCAGCCUUUGAUUUAAGCAGGUUUUUAUUUGUUUGA